Paralichthys olivaceus (Japanese flounder) is the source of this 1723-nucleotide messenger RNA. The record is from RefSeq and is a predicted model, not a curated record. NCBI's taxonomy places the organism in Eukaryota, Metazoa, Chordata, Actinopteri, Pleuronectiformes, Paralichthyidae.
AUCUGUCUAUUUGCACAUCAUGGAACCAAGCGGACGGCAGGCGUGGAUAGAGCGAUGGAGAUGCGUCACCUACAUGGUGGCAUUGAUGACAUUGUGGAGCGAAGCCUCAGCUCAGAUUAGAUAUUCCGUCUCCGAAGAGGUUAAAGAAGGAAGUGUUGUGGGAAACCUAGCAAAAGACUUGGGAAUUGACAAGGCGACGCUGAAAGACAGAGAGUAUCGUAUUGUCGGCAGUUCAUCGGAACCGCUUUUCCACCUGAACGGAGACGACGGCAUUCUGUACGUCAGUAGGAAAGUGGACAGGGAAGAGAUUUGUGAACGAAGCGAUGCGUGUGUGAUCAACCUUAAAACGGUACUGGAAAACCCGCUGGAAAUCCAUUAUGUGGCCAUAGAGGUGCUGGAUGUGAACGACCACUCCCCCGUUUUUCCAGAGAAAGAGAAACGGCUGCAGAUAUUUGAAUCGACGUUACCGGGCGCAAGGUUCCAGCUGCAACCCGCCCGCGACCCAGACGGUGGUCAGUUUUCUGUUCAGCAGUACAAACUGAGUCACAAUGACCACUUUCGUUUGGAGGUUAAGGAGCGAGGCGAAGACCGUAAAAUGCCUUUCCUGGUUUUACAGAAGCAGUUAGACAGAGAGGCUGCGAGGGAACACAAGCUUCUGCUUUCAGCUGUUGAUGGUGGGAGACCGGCGCGCUCUGGAACAAUAGAAAUACUGAUUGAGGUGCUAGAUGUUAACGAUAAUUCGCCAGUUUUUACACAAGAUACAUAUUCUGCUAUAUUAAAUGAAAACACCACCCCUGGCACGUUAGUUAUACAGGUUAAUGCGACAGAUGCGGAUGCGAGUGCGAACAGCGAAAUCGUUUACUCAUUUGGCAAAGAAGUGGAUUUAAAUGUGCAAAAACUAUUUACCAUAGACGCAGAGACUGGAGAAAUUAAAGUGAUAGGUGUGAUUGAUUAUGAAGAGAAGAAAAGCUAUGAAAUUGACAUACAAGCGUCAGAUAAAGGUCCCGUUCCCUUGUCCACUGACAAAACUGUGAUAAUAAAGGUAAUCGACCUAAAUGAUAAUCCUCCACAGAUUGAAAUCACGUCAUUUUCCAAAUCAGUUCCCGAGGACUGUAGAACCGGAACAACAGUAGCUUUGAUCAGUGUCAAUGAUUUGGAUUCAGGCCUCAAUGGAAAAGUUUCUUGCUUUAUACGCGAGGAUGCUCCUUUCGCUAUUUCUCCAUCCCUGCAAGAUAAUAUGUACGCCAUAGUGACCAAGUCCAAACUCGACAGAGAAGAAAAGUUUUCUUAUGAACUUACAAUUGUUGCAAAAGACACCGGUGAGCCACCGCUCUCAUCUGAAAAGACAAUAACUGUUGUCGUGUCAGAUAAGAACGAUAAUGUACCACAGUUUUCACUGAGUCCGUAUACGUUUUACAUUACAGAAAAUAAUGACGGAGUAGCCCCGAUCUUUUCUGUCACAGCAUCUGAUCUAGACGACGGUGAGAACGCGCGUAUUUCGUAUCACAUUCAGCGGGAGAGCAGGGGAGACAGUGUUGGUCAGUUUUUAAAUAUAAACUCUGAGAAUGGAGACAUCGUGGCACUAAAAAGUUUCGACUUUGAAACAGUGAAAACUUUCCAGUUCCACGUUGUCGCGUCAGAUUCUGGAACUCCGUCACUGAGCAGCAACGUCACAGUGAACGUGUUCAUUCUGGAUCAGAACGACAACGCUCCAGUCAUCCUG